Molecule: messenger RNA, 1290 nt
Organism: Penicillium hordei
Lineage: Eukaryota; Fungi; Ascomycota; Eurotiomycetes; Eurotiales; Aspergillaceae
Product: phosphatase PAP2 family protein
Exons: 5
Coding region: 1-1290 (429 amino acids)
Biological process (GO): phospholipid metabolic process
Molecular function (GO): phosphatidate phosphatase activity
Source: RefSeq, a predicted model, not a curated record
AUGGAAAUUCCCGCAAAACUCCCCUUCUCCAAGCGGCGGCUCCCACCUCGUGUUGUCAUCUCCUACAUCUUUGACUAUGUGAUCAUUAUUGUCUGCGCUAUCGGCUUCGCGAUUCUCAAUAAGGUCGAACCGUUCCACCAACACUUCUCCCUCAACAACAUAUCCAUCCAAUAUCCUUAUGCCGUACAUGAACGCGUCCCGAUGGUCUACGCCCUCUGUAUCUCCGGUGUUUUCCCACUCGUUCUCAUCAUCCUUUACACCUUGUUCAUUGAUGGCUUGUUUUCACACCAUAAGCCGCAGGACGGAGCAUCCGGGAAGCGGAAACUGAGAGGUCCGCAUCGCUGGAAGGACAGACUUUGGGAGCUUAAUUGUGGUAUUUUGGGUCUUAUACUGGCUCAGGGACUCGCUUUCUUCAUCACACAAGCGCUGAAGACUGCAUGUGGCAAGCCGAGACCCGAUCUCAUCGAUCGUUGUCAACCACGCGUUGGUAGCAAGGACCUUUUCCCAGGAUUGUCCAACUCCACUAUUUGUACAGGUGACCCUGCGUUGUUAACAGAUGGGUUUCGGUCGUGGCCGUCCGGCCACAGUAGUUCGUCCUUCGCCGGUCUUGUUUACACAUCGCUUUGGUUAGGCGGAAAGCUGCACAUCAUGGACAAUCGCGGUGAGGCCUGGAAGGCCCUUCUCGUCAUGGUUCCUCUACUAGCAGCCAGUCUUGUGGCCGUAUCGCGUAUCAUGGAUGCGCGCCACCACCCCUUCGACGUGAUCACAGGGUCGAUGCUUGGGGUUGUCUGCGGCUUUGUCGCAUAUCGCCAGUAUUUCCCACCGCUCAGCGAACCCUGGCGCAAGGGCCGCGCCUACCCAAUCCGAAGCUGGGGGUCGGAUCCUGUAGGACCCGAUACCGUUCAACUUGUCCGCAAUAGCUCGGUUGCUCUCCGCAACCCCGAAGACGGGCGCAUAGACCCAGAUAUCCCCCGCUCGGAACAUGCCAGACCCGACGCCUCUACCUAUCUUCACUCCUCUAGCCCAUAUGCAUCCAAUAUGUACAAUCGCCGCCCACACGACCAUGACGCUGAUGCUGGUGUUUGGUCAUCGAGUGAGGAUGACGUUACCAACGGUUAUGAGAUGCGACAGCAGAACCAUGAUGCCAGUCACCAUGCGCCUCAAUAUGAUCCUAGUAAUGCCUAUGUGUCCCAGACACAGCCGCUGACGGCUAAUGCGGGAAUCCAUGUUUCUGACCCGAUGGCGGGUCCAGGGCGUCCGUUGACGAACAUGCCCAGUCGGGCCAUGUGA